Molecule: messenger RNA, 450 nt
Organism: Striga asiatica
Lineage: Eukaryota; Viridiplantae; Streptophyta; Magnoliopsida; Lamiales; Orobanchaceae
Source: the annotation of a GenBank genome assembly
AUGCGAUGCAUCAACUUCGCCGAGCUCAAAAAUGCCGAUCUCAUCAAGACCCGGACCACAGUUCAGCCGUAUACGAGCCGUCAUGCUUAUACGUCCUACUUUCAGCGGCUUGGGCAAAGUGCCCCCACUACCGAUCGACCUGGCUCGUCCCGCCAGCCGACUGAGACGGACGAGCAUGAGAGGAUGCUUACAACAAGACUAUCAUUUAAUGGGGAUACAAACACCACUCAGGCCCAAAUUACUGUUCCGGGACCGCCAGCACCACUGGCACCUCCACCACCGCCGUUGUGCCUUAAAAUUAAUAGUGAGUUAGAAUCUCACCCGUGCUUUCCUCCACAAAGGUUUGCAACUGGAUCUUCUCGUGGGCCUUUGCUUGGACCCUACAUUCUGCACAAAAUUGGAUGCACAACCCUCAACCCCUUUGGGAUGACACUUUCUGCGAAUGGGUGA